Molecule: messenger RNA, 504 nt
Organism: Moesziomyces antarcticus
Lineage: Eukaryota; Fungi; Basidiomycota; Ustilaginomycetes; Ustilaginales; Ustilaginaceae
Product: 40S ribosomal protein S14
Exons: 3
Coding region: 1-504 (167 amino acids)
Biological process (GO): translation; ribosomal small subunit assembly; maturation of SSU-rRNA from tricistronic rRNA transcript (SSU-rRNA, 5.8S rRNA, LSU-rRNA)
Cellular component (GO): cytosolic small ribosomal subunit; ribosome
Molecular function (GO): mRNA 5'-UTR binding; small ribosomal subunit rRNA binding; structural constituent of ribosome
Source: RefSeq, a predicted model, not a curated record
AUGGCUCCUAAGGUCCGUGCUGCUGCUCAAGAGGUUUCCCUCGGCCCCAACGUUGGUGAGGGCGAGCUCGUCUUCGGCGUUGCUCACAAGUACGACAGACAUACUCAUACUCUUGUCACCAUCUUGGCAUUACCCACCAACAGCAUCUUCGCCUCGUUCAACGACACCUUCGUCCACGUCACCGAUAUGUCGGGCAAGGAAACCGUCACCCGCGUUACUGGUGGUAUGAAGGUCAAGGCCGACCGUGACGAGUCGUCGCCCUACGCUGCUAUGCUUGCCGCUCAGGACUGCGCCGUCCGAUGCAAGGAGGUCGGCAUCACCGCUCUCCACAUCAAGCUGCGUGCCACUGGUGGUACCGGCACCAAGACCCCCGGCCCCGGUGCCCAGGCCGCCCUCCGUGCGCUCGCCCGUGCCGGCAUGCGCAUUGGCCGCAUUGAGGACGUCACCCCCGUCCCCACCGACUCGACCCGCAGAAAGGGUGGUCGCCGUGGUCGUCGUCUCUGA